Messenger RNA from Drosophila subpulchrella, 1765 nucleotides. Its product is annotated as G-patch domain and KOW motifs-containing protein. NCBI's taxonomy places the organism in Eukaryota, Metazoa, Arthropoda, Insecta, Diptera, Drosophilidae. The transcript is spliced from 3 exons. The record is from RefSeq and is a predicted model, not a curated record. Gene Ontology annotation, cellular component: spliceosomal complex. Bases 91 to 1743 code for a protein of 550 amino acids. Gene Ontology annotation, biological process: mRNA splicing, via spliceosome.
UUUCCUCUUUGUUUACGAACAAUUUGGCGUCAUUUCCUAUUUAAUAUUAUUAUUAGUUACUAAUUUAUUAACUAGUAGAAAGAUAAAGCCAUGGACGCCAAAAAGAUAUCUUUUGGCUUCAGUAAACUGGCCAAGAAACCAAACAUCCUUCCCAGCAAGCAGCCAAAAGAGGAAAGCAAAGUGGAACUGAUAAAAUGUUUGGAGGGAAACGAAAUAAUUUCGGUGGCCGAAAAAGUGGAGGCCGCCCCGCUGAUCAUCCGAACGAUUGGCAUUCAGAAGACUUCGACCGCCCUGGCCAGUUUGAUGAGGCGACGAGCGGUGCUGCUGGGUGAGGAGGAACCGGACCCGGAGGAGGAGACCUCAGCGGCCCAAUCGAUUGCGGAGGUCACCGCAGGCGGUACAACGGAGAGCCUGGAACAGCGAGCAGCUAGGGAAUUACUAUCCGCCAGCCAAAAUAAUGGUGCCGAAGGCAUAGAUGCUCAGAAACUCGUCCUUCCGGCCGUAAAAGCCGACGAACUACCUCUCGAUGGCGCCAAGGAGGCAACACUCGAUGACUAUGACAAUAUUCCCAUCCAGCAGUUUGGCCUGGCGAUGCUUCGCGGCAUGGGUUGGGUUGAUCCGCCGCCAAAAAAGAAGGGCUCGGGGCCAAUUGACGAUGCUCCCUUCCUGCGACCCAAGGGAAUGGGUCUGGGUGCUGAUAAGGCACUCAAACCUAAAGCACUGCUAGUCCAGCCGGAGAAAAACGAAGUGCUCGAAAUCAAGAAGCAGGCCUACGUACGCAUCCUGGGCGGCAAGCAAAAGGAUCAGUAUGGCCAAAUCCAAGGUUUCGACGACCAUGCCGGUCGAGUUAUCGUCAAAAUGGCCAUUGGUGGUAACAAGGAGGCGUUCAACGAGUUCCUCUGCCAACCCGUGUCCCGGAAAGAGUACUCCCAGUUUGGAAAGUGCAUAAACUCUGCAAAGUACGAAGAGUUUAAAAAACAUGAAAAUGAGCAUGGCCAAAUUGUUGUGAAGCAGGAAAAGUCAUCAGAGAGCAGGGACAGAGACCGAAGAGAGGAGGCAAGAUCACAUCGGACCGAAGAUCACGAUCACAAAAGCUUUAAAUCGGAGGAACAGAGAUCUAGCAAAGACGAGUAUCGCAGGAGAUACAAGGAUGAGGAUAAAAAGUCUUAUAAGGAUGAAGACAAAAAGUCCUACAAAGAUGAAGAUCGCAGGGCAUUUGAGGGUGAUAGUCGAAGAGCACACAGGUCUUACAAAGAAGAGGGCAAAGCUUACAAGGAUGAGGAUAACAGAAUGAAAUAUGUACAAGACCCACGAAGCAGUAGCUCCUCGGCCUCUAAGCGCGAGGAGCGUGAGCGGCGUCGUUCGCCCAGUCCCAGCAGCAGAAGUUCCUCUAAAAGUAAGCGCGACGCCCGUGAUCGGCGGCGGUCACAGAGUCCCAGGAGUAGCAGAAGGGCGAAGAGCAGUUCGGAUGAGGCGGACGACACGGGAGAGUCCACCGAAAGCGACUCGGACUCUGCAUACGAGCGCAGGAAGCACAAGAAAAAGUCAUCCAGUCGGAAGUCCAGAAAGCACUCGAAAAAGUCAAAAAACAAGUCGAAAAGGGCGGAAGACGAGUCCAGUUUAGAGAGCGAUGAAAGCCCUAAUGAGAAUCAUCGUCGGCACCCCAGCAAGCAUAAAAAGAAGACCAAGAAAAGCAAACACGCAAGAUCCCGCACGCGGUCUAGAUCUAGGGACCGGAAGUGAUUCGAUCUAUUCAGUUGAAAUC